Messenger RNA from Vigna unguiculata (cowpea), 1444 nucleotides. RefSeq names its product GTP 3',8-cyclase-like. Gene Ontology annotation, molecular function: metal ion binding; cyclic pyranopterin monophosphate synthase activity; GTP 3',8'-cyclase activity. Gene Ontology annotation, biological process: Mo-molybdopterin cofactor biosynthetic process. NCBI's taxonomy places the organism in Eukaryota, Viridiplantae, Streptophyta, Magnoliopsida, Fabales, Fabaceae. The record is from RefSeq and is a predicted model, not a curated record.
GUUUCAGCGUCAACCAUGAGGCGACACUUAUCAAAAUUCUUUCACUACCCAAUUGGGUUUAACCUAUCAAAUUCCUUACCGUUGAAAUGUGAUGUGAGUUCGUUCUGUGCUGCCAAUAGUAUUCGUCAAGGUUUGUUCAGUGGACACUUGAAUGAAUGUGCCACAAGAGCUUUGGCCACUACAUCUUGUGCUUCGGUGUCUGAAGAUCUGCCAAAGGAUAAUUCCGUCUCUGAUAUGUUGGUAGAUUCAUUUGGAAGGCUUCACACAUACUUGAGAAUAUCUGUAACAGAGAGGUGCAAUUUAAGGUGUCAGUAUUGUAUGCCAGCAGAAGGUGUGGAACUCACUCCUAGCCCUCAAAUUUUGACAAAAACUGAGAUUCUACGAUUGGCAAAUCUGUUUGUAAGCUCCGGGGUAACUAAAAUACGUUUGACGGGUGGGGAACCAACUGUUAGAAAGGAUAUUGAAGACAUAUGUUUGGAAUUAUCAAACUUGAAGGGACUGAGAACAUUGUCCAUGACUACCAAUGGUAUUGCUUUAACGAGAAAACUUCCAAGGCUGAAAGAUUGUGGGCUUACUUCCCUCAACAUUAGUGUAGACACUUUGGUACCUGCAAAGUUUGAGUUUAUGACCAGACGCAGAGGGCAUGAAAAAGUUAUGAAUUCAAUUAAUGCUGCCAUAGACCUUGGAUUUAAUCCAGUUAAGGUCAAUUGUGUUGUAAUGCGAGGAUUCAAUGAUGAUGAGAUCUGUGAUUUUGUUGAGCUGACCCGGGACAAGCCAAUUGAUGUUCGCUUUAUAGAGUUCAUGCCUUUUGAUGGGAAUGUUUGGAAUGUCAAGAAACUUGUACCCUACUCAGAAAUGUUGGAUACAGUGAUGAAACAGUUUCCAAGCUUAAAAAGAGAUCAGGAUCACCCUACAGAUACGGCCAAAAAUUUCACAAUAGAUGGGCAUGAAGGUAGAGUUUCGUUUAUCACAUCAAUGACUGAGCAUUUCUGUGCUGGUUGCAAUAGAUUGCGGCUACUUGCUGAUGGAAACUUCAAAGUCUGUUUAUUUGGUCCUUCGGAGGUUAGUUUAAGAGAUCCUUUGAGAUGUGGUGCAGAGGAUCAUGAACUUAGGGAGAUAAUAGGAGCAGCGGUGAAGAAGAAGAAAGCUUCACAUGCUGGCAUGUUUGAUAUAGCAAAGACUGCAAAUAGGCCCAUGAUACAUAUUGGUGGAUAAGGUAUCACAGUGAUAAAGUUACUUACAUAGCAGGCAACCAGAGUAGUCCUAGUGAGAAGUACCGUGAAUUGAGUAUUAUCUGAGAUCUUCAUCGAUACAAUCUCACUACAUGAAGGGUGAUAGAUUUUUCAACUAUACCUAGCCACAUAUACUGUUAAAUGUUGUGCCUUUGGAUAGAACCCAUUGUUGUUGUAUUGAGUAAUAAUGCAAAAUUGGGCUUAAAUUUUCU